Pelmatolapia mariae (spotted tilapia) is the source of this 1908-nucleotide messenger RNA. RefSeq names its product probable polypeptide N-acetylgalactosaminyltransferase 8. The transcript is spliced from 11 exons. The record is from RefSeq and is a predicted model, not a curated record. Gene Ontology annotation, biological process: protein O-linked glycosylation. Lineage: Eukaryota; Metazoa; Chordata; Actinopteri; Cichliformes; Cichlidae. Gene Ontology annotation, cellular component: Golgi apparatus. Bases 1 to 1908 code for a protein of 635 amino acids. Gene Ontology annotation, molecular function: polypeptide N-acetylgalactosaminyltransferase activity.
AUGAGGGGAACGUGGAAAAAGCGGCCAUUCUUUUUAUCGGGGACCAUAGUCGGCCUCUUCUUUUUGGGCAUGUUUCUGAAGAACGGAUACCAGCCUGGUGUGGAUACCAAUAAAGAUUUGGACACACCGCGUAUGAUCAAGAGUUUUUCCAACCUGGAGGCAAGCAUCAGCAAUCUAAACGAUGCACUCAGACGUUUUGAGAAAAAGCAGGAUGUCAUGCAGCAAAAGUUGGAAGAGGACAGAGACAGACACAGAAAACCAGCAGAGGUCCAACAGCAAGCAGAGAAGCAGAAGGAAGGUGAUGCAAAUAUCCAACCCCAAAAUGAGGCAACCCGAAUGAAAAAGCCUAAGAAACUGUUCCCUAAGUCAUACUUGUUCAAGAAAUGGGGGGAAGAUCUCUCUGAGGAUGACCAGAGAGAGGCUCAGAACCUGUAUGAGAAGUAUGGGUACAAUGUUUUUCUGAGCGACCGCCUCCCUCUGGAUCGACCUCUUCCAGAUACCAGAGAUCCUCGGUGUUUGAAAAAGAGUUACCCCAAGGACCUGCCAAGUUUCAGUGUGGUGCUCAUCUACCUGGAUGAAGCCCUGUCUGUUCUCCAAAGAGCCCUGCGCAGCAUCAUCGACCGCACUCCUAAAAACCUGCUGAAGGAGAUAAUAAUGGUGGAUGACAAUAGUUCUAAUGAAAAUCUGAAGGGUGACCUUGACAUGUAUCUGAAGUUGCUUGAGCAGGAGAACCCUAAUCUCCGUAUUGUGAGAGUGAGGCACAGUGAGCAGAGAGGUCUCGCUUAUGCCAGAGUAUCCGGGUGGAGGGCUGCUACUGCUGACGUGGUGGCCAUCCUGGACGCACACAUUGAAGUCCAUGAGAUGUGGGCUGAACCUCUGCUGACACAGAUUAAAGCUGACAGAACUGUGGUGGUUUCCCCGGUGUUUGAUAAAGUCAGCUUUGAUGAUCUCAGUGUUAUUAAAUAUUAUCCCAGUGCACACGCCUUCGACUGGGCUCUGUGGUGCAUGUAUGAGAGUUUUACACCCGAGUAUUACAAACUUAAUGACAGUUCACUGCCUGGCAAAGUUCUUUUCUUUGACUUUGGGAGUCCAUCUGUCAUGGGGAUCCUGGUUGCUGAUAGAAAGUUUCUGGGGGAAAUUGGAGGCCUUGAUGAAGGAAUGAAAGUGUAUGGUGGAGAAAAUGUUGAGCUGGGAAUUCGUGUAUGGACAUGUGGAGGCAGUGUUGAAGUUGUUCCAUGUUCCAAGAUCGCCCACAUCGAGAGGGCCCACAAGCCCUACAUGCAUGAUCUGAGACCUGUCAUGAAGAGAAAUGCCCUCAGAGUUGCAGAGAUCUGGAUGGAUGAAUACAAGCACAAUGUUAACUUGGCUUGGAAUUUGCCAUUUGAGAAUCAUGGAAUUGACAUAGGCGACAUUUCAGAGAGGAAGAAACUCAGAGAAAGGCUGAACUGUAAACCUUUCAAAUGGUACCUGGAUAAUGUGUAUCCUAAGCUGGAUCCCUGGGAUGAUCUAGUCGCAUAUGGAGGAAUGAAGAACCUUGAUGCUGACAUGUGCCUAGACCAAGGUCCAGUACCAGGUCACACACCGAUUGCCUACAACUGCCACUAUUAUGUUUCUCAAUUAGCAUAUUAUCAUGGAACAGGUGAGCUCUACAUUGGCGGAAUGACGUCACAUAAGUACAGUGACAAUAAAUGUUUAGCUGACAUGGGCACACAAGAAACGGAGCCUGGCCUGUACAACUGUAAGGAGGCUAUGCAGAAAGGAAUGGGGAUAUACUGGGACUUCACUCAGGGUAAAGAACUGAAGAACAGACAGACAAAGAGAUGCCUGGAAAUUAAAAACCAGAAACUUCUAUUACAGGAAUGUACAGGUCAAAGAUGGCAAAGUCAAAACAUAGUCAAACCCUUUUAA